AUGGCUGUGGUGUCGCUCCUAAACCAGGCGCCAUACAAGCGGACAUACAGUAGUCGUGAGCGCCUCAACGUGGACGCUGGAGAUGCCAGUGACCUCUGGCUGCACGCUGGGGAACACAGUGGCCAGGGUGCUAGCAGUAGCCACAACUCUAAACCCUGUCCCCCGCGUCGACGAUGUGUCAACGAGAACGGAGAAUUACUACCACUUCAGCAUGCAUGCCAGUUAAGCACAUGUGAACGAAUAACUAUCAAUGUCAGUGGCAAAUACUUUGAGACCUGGAGGAAAACCCUAGAAAAUCACCCCGAUACUUUACUUGGCAAUCCUGACAGAAGAUGUCAGUUCUUUGACAACAGUAGAAAUGAGUACUUCUUCGACAGACAUCGACCUACAUUCGACGCCAUUUUCCACUAUUAUUUGUACGGCGGGCGUUUAAAACGGCCACCUCCAGUGCCAGACGAUAUUUUCCUCUCAGAAUUAGACUUCUUCCAGAUUGAAAGACACGUUGUGGAAGACUACAGGCGCGGAGAGGGUUACGUCACGGAGAACAUUGUUCUCCCAGAGCGAGGCUUGAAGAGACAAGUAUGGAUGCUGAUGGAAUACCCCGAGACAUCAAUGUACGCCUACAUUGUAGCAGUAGUCUCUGUCGUUGUGACUGUGACUGCCAUUGCUCUCUUGUGCGUGGAGACGUUGCCUGGGUGGAAUACUCAACAAUGUGUCCAUGGAGAUCAUCCCAACUGGGCAGACCCGUUUUUCCUGGUGGAAACGAUAUGCUCCGUGUGGUUUACUGUAGAAUUUGCGGCCCGGCUACUCUCAUGUCCCAGUAAGGUCACCUUCUUCAAAGACUUCAAAAAUUUGGUGGAUUUAACGGCUGUUCUCCCUUAUUAUGUGGCGUUAUUCAACAUUAUCUCUAAGAUGACCUGUGAGAGUAUGAAAUCCUCAGCAUCGCUAGCUUUUCUUCGUGUGUUUCGAUUAGUACGGAUAUUUAAACUGACCAAACACUCGGCUGGCCUGCAGGUGUUGAUACUGACGUUCAAAGCCAGCAUUGAGGGCCUGUGUUUGUUUCUUGUAGCAAUUACUGUGUGUAUACUCGUGUUUUCUAGUGCUGUAUACUUCGCCGAAAUAGGUAUCGAGGGUUCUAAGAUACAUAGCAUUCCAGACGGUUUUUGGUGGGCCAUCAUUACCAUGACAACGGUUGGAUAUGGUGACAUGGUGCCAGUUGGGCCUCUGGGAAAGUUAAUCGGAAUGAUGUGCACACUGACUGGGGUGCUGACGCUUGCUAUACCAGUGCCUAUCAUUACUGAGAAUUUUAACAAGUUCUACUCACACAAAACUGGCCGAGGACGCAUAUGA
This is a messenger RNA of Candidula unifasciata, 1350 nucleotides long. The record is from the annotation of a GenBank genome assembly. NCBI's taxonomy places the organism in Eukaryota, Metazoa, Mollusca, Gastropoda, Stylommatophora, Geomitridae.